Rhopilema esculentum is the source of this 1927-nucleotide messenger RNA. Its product is annotated as nuclear receptor-binding protein. The record is from RefSeq and is a predicted model, not a curated record. Lineage: Eukaryota; Metazoa; Cnidaria; Scyphozoa; Rhizostomeae; Rhizostomatidae. Gene Ontology annotation, molecular function: ATP binding; protein kinase activity. Gene Ontology annotation, biological process: protein phosphorylation.
GCAUCUACAAACUAGCUAGGGCCUAUAUUGCCAUCUUGACGAGAGAGUGUGUGGAAAACGUGUCAAAAUUAAAACAAAAAAAUGGCCGAUAAAACAUCACCUAGUCAAGAGAUGCACCCUGAUUCGGAGAGUGACGAUGAAGAGGUUGUCGAGACAAGUCCUUGUGGAAGAUGGGAGAAACACAGAAAAGAGGUAAGCCAGAAAAAUGUUCCAGGUAUCGAUUCAUCAUACUUGGCAAUGGACACAGAAGAAGGCGUGGAGGUUGUGUGGAAUGAGGUCUUAUUUUCAGAGAAAAGGUCUUGGAAAAAUAAAGAGGCAACAUUUAAAAGAAUUUUUGAGAACCUCACCCAGUUAGAUCAUCCAAAUAUUGUCAAAUUUCAUAAAUACUGGGUUGAUAUGAGAGAUGAUCAACCAAGGCUUAUAUUCAUCACUGAAUUCAUGACGUCUGGUUCACUGACACAGUUCCUGAAAAAGACAAAGUCAAAUAACAAGACACUAAAUCUCAAGGCUUGGAAGCGAUGGUGCAAACAGAUCUUAUCAGCGCUGAGCUACCUACAUGGCUGUGACCCACCAAUUGUCCAUGGAAACCUAAGCUGCGACACAAUAUUUAUACAGCACAAUGGAUUAAUGAAAAUAGGCACAGUUGCCCCGGAAUCGAUACAUCGACACGUGAAAACAUGCAAACAGGAAGCAAAAAAUAUGCAUUUUGUCGCUCCAGAAUAUGAUGGACAGACAUUGUAUUCGGCUCUGUCGUCGCCUGAAUAUGGUAGGGUGAAUUUGCAUAUUUAUCCAAUUCAUUCAGCCUUCAACUGCACUAACAUACUUUCCGUUAGAGAAAAAGGGCUCCCUGGUACUAUUGUCAAUUGUGCAGCUGAUAUAUAUUCCUUCGGAAUGGUUGCCUUAGAGUUAGCAGCUUUGGUGCUGGAAACUGCAGAUGGGAAAUUUGUCACGCCGGAAUCUAUUCAGGAAUCACUCGAUAGAAUCGACGAUGCAAAACAGAAGGACUUUGUCAGACAGUGUCUUCAAAAAGAUCCACCUAAUCGACCAUCGGUAAAAGACCUCCUUCUACACGAGAUUUUACUCGAGGUCUACUCAUUAAAAGUUCUUACAGGACAUCACAUCGUGGAUGAAAACAUAAACCAUCCUGAGUCGGUGGAUGAAGUGGAACCCGAGAAAGUGAUGGCCGAAAUCUGUCAUCCUAAUGGCGAAAUCGUCGAGUGGAAGUAUUCAAAAGUACAACCCCUUGAAUUAGAGAAAUUUCUAGAAGAAUUGAGAAUUGGCCUUUACCCUUUAACUGGUAUGCAACAUUCAAGAAGCAAAAAAGAAAGUCACCCUUUGCUAAACAGAACAAAAGCGGAAAUUCCAAUCCGAGAAGAGGUCGGAUCAACGCCGAGUCCGGAACCAGAGGAGGAGACACGAGCAGUAGUUAAUAUGCAAUGCAGCGUCAUAACGUCAGAAGAAGCAGCUACCAAGCAGAUGACACUUCUACUAAAAUUUGAAGAUAGAAUGAAUCGACAGCUUACCUGUGAGGUGCAAUUUGGCGAGAAGUCAGAAGAAUUAGCGGAUGAAUUAGUUAGAUAUGGCUUCAUCAAUGGAGCUGAUCGAAUAAAAGUUUCAGAAUUAAUCAAUGAAAAUCUGCAAUGGUGAAUUCAAAAAAGUAUAUAGAUAUAUAAAAAUGUUUCUGCUCUUUUUGUGGAACAGAAUAGUUAGAGUGCAUUGUGAAUGCACAGACUAUAAAACCAAUUCUAAGAAAUGCGGAUACACCACAAUGCAUUUUUGUGAUUCCUGAUUUGAUGAUAUUGGGACAAAUUCAGACGAACCAGAAGAUAUUCAAACAAGCCAUGUCUUUCUGUCCUCUAACGCUUCAGAAGUCCUCAUUUCCUUCUUUAAAUGAAACAUUUUAAUCAUCACUAAAUUGGAUACAUUU